AUGGAAGUGAGUGAUGAAAGCGAGAUGCUUAAGGAGAGACAAUAUGAUUUGGGAUCAGAUGAAGCUCUAAAAGAAUCAGAAAUCAAGCAUCCGACAUACUCAUCAGUACUUGAACUGAGCGACGUGCACGACUCACAAAUACUAAUUCCAAAGAAGAAACGUCGCAAACAUGGUAGCAUAAUUGACGAAAUAACUAUGUUUAACAAAGUACAGCUUCAGGCCCAGAUUGAUAACAUUGAUGACUUGCUGCAUACACGCAAUGAAAUGAUUCCUCAAAUAUCAAGACAUAGAGUGGUAACAGUUCAAGAUUUAUUUGACAUCCGUCCAAUGACAUUGCGUGAAUUCUCAAAAAACCGCGAAUCGAAUUUGGAUGCUUGGAUAGCAGCACCGGAAUAUGAUGAACCACCGCUUCAGUAUAAAGAUGCAAUGCAAUUAGAACCGAUGCAAGCGCCACCAAUGCGGGUGUUGCAUGACUAUCCAGUAGGAAGAGAAGUGACAGAUUUUACGUCUCAUAAAGAAAUCAAUCGGCAAGAUCUGGAACGACAGACUGUUACACCAGUAAUGGAGGAUAUUGAACAAGGGCGACGGAACACCACUUCUACGGCACCUUUUGGUAGCAUACAUACCACAGAUCCCUCAUCACAGCUUAGAUCAGAUGGAGGAAUGCCAAUUACCUUGGGCGAAAGUCGACAAUUUGAUGAGAAAAUGAAAAUAUCCGUGGCUACCAUUUUCGAAAGAACUGCUGAAGAGGAUGCAUUAAGAAGGGUAUGA
Molecule: messenger RNA, 771 nt
Organism: Loa loa (African eye worm)
Lineage: Eukaryota; Metazoa; Nematoda; Chromadorea; Rhabditida; Onchocercidae
Exons: 5
Coding region: 1-771 (256 amino acids)
Source: RefSeq, a predicted model, not a curated record